AUUGUUGAUUUAAAUUGUUAAUUUAUUAUGUAUUAACAAUUUAACUUCACAUUAUUUAUUUUAACAUAUUAAUAUGAUUAAUUUAAUUAUAAAAUUAAAGCAAUAAUUAAGACAUCGCUCGUCAACUCCUGCAUUCCCUCCCUUGUAUUCAGUAUUCACCAACCUUUACUCAUCCAUAACCAUCGCUUCUCCAUCUCUCUGUUAGUUCUCUGCUUCCUCUCUUCAUUUAGCUCUCUAAUUCUUUAGCGACUGUUUUGCUUUUCUGUUGAUUUCAGCGGUCCUUUCUUGUAUUUAUUUUGUUAGACUCUGAUUUCUUGAUCUAUUUUGUUUUUGCUAUGAGAUUUCAAAAAAAAAAAUCAAAAUGGUUAUCGAUAUCUUUAUCUCCAUCUUCACUGAAGUCAUUAAAGAACCCAUCAAGGAAUUUGUUGUCGUCCCAAUCAAACGACAUAUCAGCUACCCUUUCACCCACAAGAUCAAGGUUGAGAAACUCCAUCAUGAGGCUGGGAGAUUGAAGAACAGAACAGUCAAGUUGAAGCAGGCUGUUGAGGAGGCUACAAGGAAAGGGGAAGAGAUCUAUGAAAGUGUUAACAAGUGGCUGAUCGAUGCAGACAAAGCUAUUGAAGAAGCUGAGGAAUGUAUCCAAGGCGGAGAACAAGCGAAAAAGAGGUGUUUCGUUGGAUUAUGUCCUGAUUUGAAAACACGCUACCAGCUUAGCAAGAAAGCAGAGAAGAAAGCUCUGGCAAUUCAUGAGCUGGCGAAUGAAGGCGACCUUGAUUCAAUUUCCUUCCGUCCCCCUCUACAGCAGAUAGUUGCCCCGUCAGUAUAUGCUCGUGAGGGCUUGAAUUCAAGAGAGUUGUUCUUGGAGAAAGUUAUGGAUGCACUAUUAGAUCCAGAUCUUAAUAUGAUCGGGGUGUAUGGACUUGGAGGUGUGGGUAAGACCACCCUAGCAAAACAGGUCCAUAGAAAAGCUAUAGAAGAGAACCUGUUCGACGUCGUGGCUAUGGUUGCUGUAAAUCAAACACCAGAACUCCGAAGAAUUCAAUCGGAGAUCGCUGAUAUCCUGGGCUUGAAAUUUGAUGUGGAGGAAAUACCUGGAAGAGCUAAUCGGCUGUAUGAGAGGUUGAAGAAAGAGUUGGAGAAAGAGAAGAAAGAGAAGAAAGAGUUGGAGAAAGAGAAGAAGGUACUUAUAAUUCUUGAUGAUAUUUGGAAAACACUUGAUUUAAAUGCAGUAGGAAUUCCCUUUGGAGAUGGUUUCAAAGGAUGCAAAAUACUUCUCACCUCAAGGGGACAAGAUGUGUUAUCUCGCGAGAUGGGCACACAGAAAGAAUUCAAGCUCGACGUUCUACAGGACGAAGAGGCGCGGAGUUUGUUUGAAAUAACUGUAGCAGGUGCUAAAGAUUCAGAAUUGCCCCCUAUCGCCGCAGAAAUUGCUAAAAAAUGUGCAGGAUUGCCUCUGCUACUGCUCACAGUGGCGACGGACUUGAGAAAUAGAGAGUUAUACGCGUGGAAUGAUAAGCUCAAUCAGCUAUCCGAGUUUGACAACGAAGAAAUCUAUUCGAAAGUGCACACGAUUAUGGAGUCAAGCUACAAUAAUUUGUGCAGCAAUGAAGUCAAGUCGUUUUUCUUGCUUUGUGGUCUGUUAGGACAAUCUAAUAUUGAAAUCCAGUCCUUGCUGAAAUACGUUAUUGGUCUUAGUUUAUUCAAGAACAUUUCCACUGUCCAGGGAGCAAGAAACAAAGUAUAUAGUUUGAUUGAUACCCUUAAAGCGCAGAGCUUAUUGCAAGAUGGCGACGUGUAUGGAUUCGUAAAAAUCCAUGAUGUUGUUCGAGAUACUGCUCUCUUGAUUGCAUCUAGAGAGCAACAUGCGUUUAUAGUUACAAGUGGCAGGGAGUUGAUGAAAUUCCCAAAUAAGGAUUGCACCAGAAUUUCUCUGCCGUAUUGUGAUAUUGAAAAUCUCCCCGAAGGAUGGGAGUGCCCAAAAGCAGAGGCACUACUCCUUUUUACCGAAAUUUUUUCUUUGGGAAUCCCACAUCAGUUUUUCAAGGGCAUUAGAAACCUCCAAGUAGUGGAUUUUACUGGGAUUCAUUUUGUGUCCCUCCCUUCAUCGCUCGCUUUCCUAUCCAACCUUCAUACCCUUUGCUUGCAUCGAUGCCAACUGGACGACUUAGCUAUCAUUGGAGACUUGAAGCAACUACGAGUUCUUAGUUUUGCAAACUCCUACGUCGUUGAGUUGCCCAGACAAAUAGAGCAACUGACUCGACUAAAAGUCUUAGAUGUGAGCAAUUGUUCCAAACUCAAAAUGAUUCCAGCAAAUGCCUUAUCAAAGCUGUCGGAGCUUGAAGAACUGUACAUGAGUAACAGCUUUGUUGAGUGGGAGGCCGAUGGGAACAAUGCAAGCCUUGCUGAGUUGGAAAAGUUGUCUCAGUUGACUACCUCGGAAAUGCAAAUACUGGAUGACAAGAUAUUACCAAAACACUUGUUCUCCAAUGGCCGCUUGCAGAGCUUUAGAAUACUGAUAGGGGAUAACUGGGACUGGGAUGGCAACUAUAAAACCUCCAGAACGCUGAAACUUAAGCUCAAGGCAUGCAUUCAUUCAGGAUACGGGAUUAAAGUGCUAUUGAGGGAGACUGAAGAUUUAUGCUUAGAUGAAGUGAGGGAGGCUGAGAACUUGUUGUAUGAUAUUGACGGGGACGGCUUUCCAAAAUUGAAGUAUUUCAGAGUCCAAAAUAAUCAUGUCAUUCAACAUAUCAUCGAUUCGACAAAGUGGACAGAAUGUGAUGCCUUUCCAAUUCUAGUCUCUUUGAAUUUAGAAAAUUUAAUGAAGUUGGAGAAGAUUUGUCAUGGCCGACUCACACUAAAUUCUUUUAAUAAAUUAGAAAUUUUACAAGUGAGAAAUUGUGAGAGAUUGACGCAUUUCUUCUCAUUAUCUACCGCCAAGUGUCUUUUGCAAUUACAGGAAAUGGAAGUAAGAGAUUGUCCUAAAAUGGAAGCUAUUGUUAUUGAUGAAAAUGAAAACAGUAAUGAAGUACUUGAAUUCAAUUGCUUGCGCUCGUUGAAUUUGCAAAAUCUUCCGAAUCUUAGAAGUUUUCACACCAAAAUGAAGGCGUCAUCGAAAAUUGAGGAAUUUCUAUCAGAACGGGAGACUGAUACUUACUUAUCACUUUUCAGCAGAACGGUUUCUUUCCCCAACUUGGAGCAUCUUCAAUUAGAUUCAGUUAGUUGUGAAAAGAUAUGGCACGACCAACUUUCUGCAACUUCUUCAAAAUUAGAGAGCUUGUCUGUGAUUAGCUGCAACGAGUUGAAGCAUUUAUUUACAGCUUCAAUUGUUAAAAGACUCUUUCAGCUCAAAACACUUUAUAUUUCCUUUUGUAGUUCCAUGGAAGAAAUAAUACUAACAGAGGAAUUUAUAGAAGAGGAAGAUGAGAGGUUGAAUCAGAUACUCUUCCCUAAAUUGGAUGAACUGACACUUUGGAAUCUUCCAGAGUUGAUUAGAUUCUGCACUGGAUAUCAAAUUGAAUUUCAAUCUCUUAGAUACUUGAACAUAAGCCGUUGCGAUGCAUUGAUGGGUUUGGUCCCCAGUGUCCCUCAUACAGGCAUGAUGGAAACACAAGAUGACACAGAGAUGAAUCAGAAUCAGAGUGCUGAAAUUCAAUCUCUCUUCAAUGGAAUGGUUGGUUUCCCUAACUUGGAGAGAUUGAGUCUCUUCGGCAUAAAUGAGUUGAAAAGGAUAUGGCACAGCCCACUUGCGGCAAAUUCCUUCUUUAAACUAAAAUCGUUGAAUGUUUCUUUUUGCCAGAAAUUGAUGGUUGUUUUUCCAUCAAAUAUCUUAGAAAGAUUCCGAAAAAUGGAGGAGUUGCAUGUGAGCAGUUGUGCUUCGUUGCAAGAGAUAUAUCAACUUGAAGGGUUCAAUGUUAAUGAAGCAUUUGAGCUGAGAAGUCUAAAUAUAUAUGGACUGAGGUCGUUGAAGCAUAUAUGGAAGAAGGAUCCACAAGGAGUUUUUAGUUUUCAAAAUUUGAAAUCAGUUAAAGUUUCAGAUUGCGAUGUUCUAAACUAUCUGUUUCCAGGGACACACAUUUUUGAAUGUCAGAAAUUGACAAGUUUGGAUGUUCGUAAUUGUCACAAAAUAAUAAAAUUCAGUUCCCAAGAAAUACAGAAAGAGGGCAGACAACCCCUACUUUUUUUGGAAAAGAUGAGUCCCAACUUGGAGGAAUUGACUUUAGAGCACAAGGACUUGAUUGCGAUACAGCAAGGACAAUUCUUUUCUAAACUCAAAAUGCUUACUUUGACCAACUUACAGAACAAAUCACGCCCUUUCAUAAUUGGUUUCCUUGAAAGAUUAUAUUCUGUGGAAACAAUUUUGGUAGAAGGUCCAAAUACUUCAGAAGAGUUGUUCUCAUAUGAAGGACUUGCUGGAGAAGAAGAAGAACAUGCCAGGACACUUGCACGAGUGAAAAAUUUGAAGCUAGAGGCCGUUUAUAGUUUAAAGCAUAUAUGGGACCCAGACUCUGGACUGAAACCACUUCUUCAGUAUCUCGAGACUUUGAGUGUAUUUAAUUGUGGUAGUUUGAUCAACGUAGCACCAUCCUCAUCAUCUUUCCAAAAUCUAGCAACUCUUGAAGUGAGGUACUGUGCAGGAUUGGCAAACUUGAUAACAGCGGCCACAGCCAAGUCCAUGGUGCAACUCACCAAAAUGACAGUACGAGAUUGCGGUAUGAUGACAGAAAUAGUGACCAGCGAUGGAGAUGAUCAUACAGAGGAUGAGAUUAUUAAUUUCAACAAACUGAAAUGUUUGGAACUUGAUGGUCUGCCUGGUCUCAUCAGCUUUUGCUCCGGCAAUAAUGCCUUCAAUUUUCCAGCUUUAGAAAAUGUUACCGUCAAGGGAUGCUCCCGGAUGAAGAUUUUCGCUUUCGGAGAUCUAAAUACACCAAAGCUACGAGGAAUACUCCUGGGAGAUCAACAGCGUUGGGGGGGAAACCUUAAUGCAACACUAGCAGAAAUGGAUGGAGUAAUGUGGAAUGUCCAUUAUUGGAGUAGAUGAGCAUACAUGAAUGUACAAGCUUAAAGAAUAUCUUUGCCACACAAACACUAGUGAACACAGUUGAUGAGCUUCAUACACCUUCAUACACCUUUUCUUUAUAAGAUGUUUCCAAAUUUGAGAAAAUUGUCCUUAGACAAGAAGUCUACCAUAACCAUACUUGGAUUUCAAUUUCCAACAGGCUUCUUUUCCAAAGUAAAAGUUCUUGAAUUGAGUUUCUUUCUAAACAAAUAUCAUGUUCCUCUGUUUAGUUUACUUCCAAUAUUCUCUAAUCUCGAAAGAUUUGAAGUUCUUGAUUCUUCUCUCAAUGAGUUACUUCCAUUUGAAGGACUGGGUGGUGAUUAAGAAGAUAUCACUACAGUUCCACAAAUAAGAGAUUUAAAGCUUAAAAAU
Manihot esculenta (cassava) is the source of this 5428-nucleotide messenger RNA. RefSeq names its product disease resistance protein At4g27190. The coding region runs from base 362 to 5038 and encodes 1558 amino acids. Lineage: Eukaryota; Viridiplantae; Streptophyta; Magnoliopsida; Malpighiales; Euphorbiaceae. The transcript is spliced from 6 exons. Gene Ontology annotation, molecular function: ATP hydrolysis activity; ADP binding. The record is from RefSeq and is a predicted model, not a curated record.